ACCGCCAUGGUUUCCCUCGCUACUCGGAUACUUGGAGCUCAUCUUACCUCACGUCUGCUAGCCUCACAGAUGUCUUCGCACACGCAUCUUCUCAUGCCGAUACACCGCCAUGCCAUGAUGUCUGCGUACUCGCCCGGCUCCUCAUCCACCGUACCGAUUCCCCCUCGCCCCUCCGGAUCUGUGCUUGGAGAACAGCCACCUGUCGUCUCACCUGCUAGAACACCAUCUGCGAAGGAUUUUUCCCCAGAUGCCUCAUCUCCGCAAAUUGCGGCUCGUCCCCCGCCGGCUCCCAAAGCGGAGAGGCCAAGACCGAAGAUCCGGGCGACCAAAGCGGCAAUAGCUCUUACGCCAACAGCCGUAGAGCGGCUGAAGGCACUCGUGAAUAGCCCGACGGCGCAGUAUCUGCGAAUAGGUGUCCGGAAUAAGGGCUGUGCAGGACUGUCAUACCACCUAGAAUACGUGGACAAGCCGGGGAAAUUCGACGAAGUUGUAGAGCAGGACGGCGUCAAGGUGCUCAUAGACAGCAAGGCUCUUUUUUCUAUCAUCGGAAGUGAGAUGGAUUGGAAGGAGGAUGCGCUAAGCGCCAAGUUCGCCUUCAAGAAUCCUAAUAUCAAGGAUGCAUGUGGAUGUGGUGAAUCAUUCACCGUCGGACAUUAAUUCUGAGAACGCUCUUCGACACGAUGUUUGAUUUCCUUUCAUGUCGUACUCAUACGUUACUAAUUGUCCAUCUCAAUGUAUCGAUAUCCUCUGCACUUCAGGACCAAUAGAUCCAUCUCCC
Messenger RNA from Phanerochaete carnosa HHB-10118-sp, 778 nucleotides. RefSeq lists its product as uncharacterized. The transcript has 3 exons. Gene Ontology annotation, cellular component: cytoplasm; mitochondrion. Gene Ontology annotation, biological process: iron-sulfur cluster assembly. Gene Ontology annotation, molecular function: 2 iron, 2 sulfur cluster binding. NCBI's taxonomy places the organism in Eukaryota, Fungi, Basidiomycota, Agaricomycetes, Polyporales, Phanerochaetaceae. Bases 7 to 657 code for a protein of 216 amino acids. The record is from RefSeq and is a predicted model, not a curated record.